Molecule: messenger RNA, 498 nt
Organism: Melanaphis sacchari
Lineage: Eukaryota; Metazoa; Arthropoda; Insecta; Hemiptera; Aphididae
Exons: 3
Coding region: 1-498 (165 amino acids)
Source: RefSeq, a predicted model, not a curated record
AUGGAUAGAAAAAUAAUUGAUUCAAUGUUUUAUGGAAAUGUAAAUUACCAUCAUGAAGGUUCGUUCGAGGUACAUACAAUAAAAAAAAAUAGCAUUAAUGUUCCAGAUUGUUGUGGCUUUAAUAUGAAUAUUGGCACUAACAUAGGACCUAUGAACAAAAGGCAGCCUACAGAUAAAUACAGUUUAUUAAAGCUAUUAAAAAAAGAUAACAUUAAGUGUUUAAAAUCAUGGUAUAUUAAAAAAAAAAAGACUUUAUUAUCUUCUGAAUUAUUAAACAUUCAUGGUAAUCUGUGUGAUCAAAAAAACACCACAAUUUCUGGAAAAAUACAUAAUGCAGGUUUUAUUAAAAAAAUAAUUAAAAAAAACUUAAUCAAAACUACAAAUGGCAAGUACCGUUUAAUUUCACCACCAGCUAAACCAAAAACUAAAAUAAAUAAAAAGUUUUACACAUUUUGGAUGAUAACUGGAGGAUUUCCUCAGAAAUUUAAUGAAUUGUAA